Trypanosoma theileri is the source of this 429-nucleotide messenger RNA. RefSeq lists its product as uncharacterized. The transcript has a single exon. The coding region runs from base 1 to 429 and encodes 142 amino acids. NCBI's taxonomy places the organism in Eukaryota, Euglenozoa, Kinetoplastea, Trypanosomatida, Trypanosomatidae. The record is from RefSeq and is a predicted model, not a curated record.
AUGGAGUCACUUGAUUUUUCAGUUCUACUCCAUGACAGACGCUUGUUGCCGCUCACUCAAAUGAUGUCAUUGACUCUUCUUGAUAACGGUGACAUUUCACCAUCGACGCACAAUCCACUCAUAUUAUUGCGAAUGUAUAAGGCUGCUUUUUGCUCUUCUUGCGAUGGUGUGCACGAAGGAGAUUCAGCAUAUCUCUGCAAGAGUCUUCUUCGCAAUAUGCUGUAUAUUGCUGCUGCUUCUUCUUUUUCUUAUUCUAAUGGCACUGGUCUGGUAUCUUGUGAUAUUGAAAGAGAAGUACAGAUACCAUCUUUUGUUACGCAAAGUAUAGACAUGAGUGGUCGUCUCGCGGAGCGUCGACUUUUUCUUCAACUGCAGCAUCAGAUAUGUAUUCUCCAAGACAUCCUUACACAGACAUCCUUAUCUUCUUAA